Molecule: messenger RNA, 1182 nt
Organism: Acomys russatus (golden spiny mouse)
Lineage: Eukaryota; Metazoa; Chordata; Mammalia; Rodentia; Muridae
Gene: Spesp1
Product: sperm equatorial segment protein 1
Exons: 3
Coding region: 1-1182 (393 amino acids)
Biological process (GO): fusion of sperm to egg plasma membrane involved in single fertilization; acrosome reaction
Cellular component (GO): acrosomal vesicle
Source: RefSeq, a predicted model, not a curated record
AUGAAGCCUGUGGUCCUAGUUGUGCUGUGCCUGUGGCCUUCGUCCCUGUUAGCAUAUCCAACCGUAACUGUGUUGCCCGAUGAAGAGCAGAAUUUGAAUCAUUAUGUACAAGUUUUACAGAAACUCAUAAUGAGUGUUCCCACAAGGGGGGGCUCUGGGAAAAAGUUGAAGCCCUCAACAAUUGUGGAUGUUGCAGAACCAACGUUGGUGCACACUCCUGGAGAAAUCACCGCUGGAGAAAUCACCUCUGAGACUGAUGUUCUGAUUAGGCCGAACUACGAGGAAAAGACAGCUUUCCCUACUAGCGGCUUCACGCUGGGGAUAGAGAGGAGAAAAAAAACCAAAAGUACAGCAUUCUGGUCUAUCAGGCCAAAUAACAUUUCUGUUGUUCUACACUCGGAUGAACCUUAUAUUGAAAAAGAAGAGCCAGAGCCGGAGCCUGAGGAGCCGGAGGAGCUGGAGCCGGAGCCGGAGGCACAGCAGGAGCCAGAGCCGGAGUCUGAACCCCUGCAAGAGCCGGAGCCAGAGGAAGAACUAAGGGCAAGGCAAACUACGGUGCCAACGGAGACCUCGAAGAUGUCAUCCACGGCCACCCAGCCACUGGCAAGUACACGUUUUACCGUAACAACAAGGACCAGCAGCAAUAUAGACAUCUCCACAGACUCAGAGGAUGUGCCCCAGCUCUCAGGCCAGUCGGAAACCCAGUAUGUCGAAGACCCCUCCGGACGUCCCUCACUGAGUUCGAGACACGAGGAUAUUUUAAGAAAACUUUCCAACAUUAACGCACAGAUUCAGCAGGGACCACUUGGUGACGGCAACAACCCCGAGUACAAGGAGUACAUCAAGGCCUCCAGGGACCACCUGAAAAGGAGCCUGGCCCUGGCCUUCGCCGCAGAGCACAAGUUGCAACAGAUGUACAGAUCUCGCAGCUUCCCAGAGGGACGGACCAGCGACUCAGUCGAUGACAUGGAAACCGUUAUCAACAUGCUAUACAAUGCCAGGUCCAAGCUGCCGGAGUAUUUCAAUAUUAAACGUGUACCAUUAGAGCUGAGAGAAAAGGUCACCGCUGUGACUGGUGUGUUGAAAAAACUACUAUGUGUGGGCCAGGUAGAAACGCAACACCUCAUUAGGAAGCUGUUAAGCAAUAAUAUGAAAAUCCUAAAUAUUCUUGAUGUCCCAUGA